UUUCUUGAUGACAAAAACGCAAGUUACUUUUUCUGAUAGCUGAUCCAUACGUGUAAGAUUAUCAAAGCUAAAGUUUGUAGUUUAACAACUAAAAACUCUAGUUACCUAAAAUACUCAUGCAGUUCCAUAAAAAAACAUAAAUGGAAAAUGUAAACUUGUUUUUUUUCUAGCAACGGGCAGGAGCUCUGCUUUUUGAUAUAGAAGAACAAAAGUUUAUAAGGAAAAUGUCGGAAACUGAUACAAAUCAUGAGCGUGCAAGCCGAGCGAGUUGAUGACUCUGCCACCCAAAUGACUAGGUAUGACACCCUAUAGCACAAUCGAAGCCACAUCUCUGACUUACAAAGCUCAACAACUCACACAUGUCGGGCCCGAGGCUGUGUACCGGAGGAGUCGACGACUCUUGAACCCAAGUGAUUGGGACUGAACACCCCCAACACGAAGGAGAACUUUAGAGACGUCGCUCUAACUUUCGUAGCGGCCUUGAGUCUACCACCCAAGUGACCAAACUAGAUAUCCCACAAUCGCAAAGGCGAUCUCAAGAACCGCCACUUUGGCUUCCACAUGGGCCUUGAGGCCGCACACCUAUCUAGCCGACGAUGAGACCGCAUGGCAACACAAACCAUUGCAGCCUUCGAAGACUAGACCUGCAAAGACGACGCCGACUAAGGGCAAAACGACAUGAAUGCGGUCAGUGGCGGAUGCAGGAAUAAUUUCAUGGUAUGACUCCAUGGUCUGAGGAUAUGGAUGCUGAGGCCUUGCUGGAGAUUGCCUGGGUUAAAAUUGGCAAGAUUCCUCUUGAGAAAAGAUGUGAUAAAAACAUGGCUUAUGUUGGAGGCUUGGUAGGUAUAACUCUAGAAGUUGAUAUGUCCACUGUGAAGCGGUCGUCCUUUGUAUGUGCCAAGAUAGGCUGUCGUUCUGUUGACAUGAUCCCUGUCACUGCUGAAGGUUGUCUGGGAGGCAAAUAUUACAGAUUUACUUAUGAGAUUGAUGAGGUGCUGGUACGCAACCCUCUGGUAGAGGAGGAUGAGGGGGGUGCUAUCAACAAUGACGAGGGAAAAGGCCCUACUCAGACCCUAAGCGUAAACGUCCUGAUGGGGAGAAGAAGGAGAAGUACCAGAGUUUUGUCUGUAACAAACCUGGAUCUUCAAAAACUGGAGGUGGAAAAGCAUGUUGCCUUUCCCCUGAGAAAGAUGAUAUGUCAGCCUCUUCUGAGAGUAGUGAGGAUGAUGACUCUCUUCUUAUUGAGCAAAUCGCCAGAACUCACGGGAUGAUGGUACAACAAGAUUGUGACAAAUGGCUUGUCCCUGUUAAUUCAGUGAAGUUUUCACCAGCUACAAAAGUCCCUGUUGGACUUGAACUCAAGGAGGUCGAGGGGGAGGUGGAUCCUGAGCUCAAGAGAUCCAAUAACUAUGUGUCUUUGAAAAGGGGCAGACUUGAUGAUGAAGAUGGAUCAAAAAUCAGCAAUUCUGGCCAAGAAAAGAGAUCUAGAAGGUCUUCAACCCGACAAAGAAGCAAAGAAGAUGAGGAGCGCGACUGAGACGAUCCAAGAGGGUGCCAUGGUGUUGCUGAGAAUUUGUGAUGCAGCUAAAUCUCUUGAAAGCAAAUGAAGGACCCCGGGGAGAGAUCGUGGGCGAGUCCCAUGUUCAAGAUGGAGUGCUUUUUGCGUUGAGAAACUUGGCCUUCUCUCGUUGUUGUAGUCCUCUUUUGGUCUAGUCGAAUUUGUAGUCUAUGGUUUCCUAUCUGAACUGUUAGCUGGUAGUUAGUUUGAGCAAUGCGUCACCAGGUUUUAGUCCCAUAGUAGCUGUUUCGGUGUCGAGCGGUUACAGUGGGUUUCCUGUGUCAUGUGUCAAACUCGCUUUUUUCCUUCCCCCUAUUCUUCUCGAACUUAUGUAUUUUCGUCCAUUAGUAAUGAAAAGGGGUAAAGCCCGGUUCAAAAAAA
Hordeum vulgare subsp. vulgare (domesticated barley) is the source of this 1939-nucleotide messenger RNA. RefSeq lists its product as uncharacterized. The record is from RefSeq and is a predicted model, not a curated record. The transcript is spliced from 4 exons. NCBI's taxonomy places the organism in Eukaryota, Viridiplantae, Streptophyta, Magnoliopsida, Poales, Poaceae. The coding region runs from base 1196 to 1537 and encodes 113 amino acids.